Molecule: messenger RNA, 6672 nt
Organism: Paramisgurnus dabryanus
Lineage: Eukaryota; Metazoa; Chordata; Actinopteri; Cypriniformes; Cobitidae
Source: RefSeq, a predicted model, not a curated record
AUGAGGUCCCCCCAAAAUACACGAGUGCCAAUGAAACUAUGGCAUCACAAUCAACCUAUCAUGACCUCUUAAAUGUCCAGUCAUAUGAGGGUGAAGCAAUCAUCAAAUAGGAAGCCUAUUUCACAGAAGUCUAAAAAUGUCCAACAUUUGUGCAAUCCACCCUAUCUUAUAGAUGAAUUGACAUUAUUGACGUUUCUAAGGAGAAGCUUGUUAUCAAAACAAAAGCUUUUCUCUCUUUUUACACCCUCAUAUUUUCUUGGGUGCAGUGAUGGUGUUUUGCGCUUGAUAAGAUAUUGCCAAUCACGGCAGUGACAUCAGUGACACACCUAAGACCUAAACUGAUGGUGACAAAUGCAACAUGCGCAGUAUCCAAAAGUAAAACCAUUUAAAAUAUGUUGAUAAACAAGCACGCAAGACCAGUUCACAUAUCUUCGUUUAGUAGUCAUUAUGCAGAGUUUUUUCUAGAGUUUUUUCUACUUUGAUUUCAACACACAAAAAAGAAUCAUUAAACAUAAUACAAAUUGAUGUACUUAAGGUUGCUUCAACAGAUACUAUUGCAUUAUUAAUGGUAUUUCUUAAAGUACAUUGGAGUACCAUUAAAAUACCAUUGUACAUGCAUUUCAGCAGCAUCAAACUUCAGUUUUACAGUUUUACAUUCAUAUUUAGUAAAUAAAAUUAUUGUUUAAGUUUCAAUCUAGAGAGACACUCUAAGUAUUUAGAUAAACAAAUAAGAGAGCAUUAAAAGGAAAAAAAUAGAGGACAGCAUCAAAAAACAAAUAUAUAAAUAUUUGUAUAUAAAAUCUUUAAAUAUAUAUCUUAAAAUACAGAAAAAAGACAAAAGAAGAAGAAUACAGAAAUGUGGUCACCUAAUUAUGAUGUGGCUAUAUACCUGCACACCUUUAACAUGUCAACAUGCACUUUAAAGAUACUCUGUGAACUUUGACCAAAAUAAAACCCUUGGCGACCAUGACAAAAAAAGUCAGUUUUACAUCUUAAGUUAUUGACACAAAAAUAACACCAACUUUGUCAUGGAGAAAAGGAGUAUUCUUAAGUUUUGACAUCAUUUGUGUGAGUCAGCAGAGGACAGACGUGAGAGCAGGGUGUGAUUUGCUACGCCACAUCUGUAGCUCAUUUCACAUCUGGAGGGAGGGGGGUUGUUCCAUGAGCUCAGAGCCAGACUAUAAGUUUUGGGCUUUUGAAAAUGAGAGGUUAGUUCAAAACUAGACAAGGAGCAAACUAAACCUUGCUGAAGAAUUAUCUGCUGGAGUCAGAUACAACAGCAUUUCAAAAUGGACAUCAAACCAGUAUUACGGAAAUUUGGCACUGUGACACGAGCGAUCCUUACAUUUCUCUUUGCUUUUCUCGUACUCGGGGUGAUGAUAUGGGCGUACAUUAAAGGUUUCCAAGUAGCCUCGUCUCCCUUCAACAUAAUCUCAUUCGGUUUCUAUGGCGUGCUGCUCAGCCUCCACAUCCUCGUCCAAAGCUUUUUCGCCUUCAUGGAGCAUCGCCGGAUGCGAGCGAGACAAAAACCGUGCACGUACACCAAGACCAUUGGCUUUACCAUCUCAGCCUAUCAGGAGGAUCCUGACUAUCUGAUGGAGUGCCUACAGUCAGUAAGGGCAUUGCAGUACCCAAACGACAAACUCCGCAUUAUCAUGGUGGUGGACGGGAACUCGGACGACGACCGCUACAUGAUGGAGAUGUUUCGACAAGUCUUUGCGGAUCGAGAUCCUGGCUGUUAUGUGUGGCAAAACAACUACCACUCUUGGGAUCCCAGGGCCCAAGGAGAGAAUUUGGCUGCUGACGGCAUUGUCUUUGAGGACCCUCAGCGCUGGGAGGUUGAGGAGCUGAUCAGGACCAAGAGUUGCGUGUGUAUUAUGCAAAAAUGGGGAGGAAAGAGAGAAGUGAUGUAUACGGCCUUCAAGGCACUGGGAUCAUCGGUGGAUUACAUACAGGUAUGCGACUCAGACACAAAAUUAGACCCUCUGGCUACAGUGGAGCUAUGCAAAGUGCUGGAGAGUAAUGACAAAUAUGGUGCUGUGGGAGGCGAUGUGAUGAUCCUCAACCUUAAAGACUCCUAUAUCAGUUUCAUGAGCAGCCUGCGCUACUGGAUGGCAUUCAACAUCGAGAGAUCCUGCCAGUCUUUCUUUAACUGUGUCUCCUGUAUCAGCGGCCCAUUAGGUUUAUACAGGAAUGACUUGCUACAGCAGUUUCUGGAGUCCUGGUACAACCAGAAGUUUCUUGGUACUCAUUGCACCUUUGGGGAUGACCGUCAUCUCACCAAUCGAAUGCUGAGCAUGGGCUAUGCCACAAAGUACACCGCCCGUUCAAAGUGUUACACAGAGACCCCAGCCCAGUUUCUGCGCUGGCUAAACCAGCAGACUCGCUGGACCAAAUCCUACUUUCGCGAAUGGCUCUUCAACGCAAUGUGGUGGCACAAGCAUCACCUGUGGAUGACCUAUGAAUCCAUCGUCUCUGGCGUCUUUCCAUUUUUCGUUACUGCCACCAUCAUCAAGGUCUUCUGGACAGGCACUCUAUGGGACAUCUUGUGGGUCUUGUGCUGCAUCCAGAUUAUCGGUCUGGUGAAAGCGGCGUACGCGUGCAUUCUGCGACAAAAUGUGGUGAUGAUCUUCAUGUCAUUAUACUCUGCCCUCUAUAUGACCAGCCUCCUGCCCGCCAAAUACUUUGCCAUUCUCACCAUGACCAAAAGCAGCUGGGGGACAUCGGGUCGCCGAAAGAUGGUUGGCAACUACAUCCCUCUGUUACCUCUUUCAGUGUGGGCAGCCAUCUUGCUGGGAGGCCUGGGGUACACAAUUUACAGAGAAAGCCAGGCGAAUUGGACAAAACAGGAAAAAAAAGAGGAGACAAAGUUUUUGAUAUAUGGAUCUGUAGCUUAUGUGUGCUACUGGCUGAUCAUGAUUGGUCUCUACUGGAUUUGGUUUCGGAGAUUAUUCCGAAAACGCUCACAGACUUAUACUGUGAAUGUUUAGGACUGCACACAGUGUAUUAUUUAUUUAAGAACAUUUGCACAUUUGUUUACAUGUUGUUAUAGAAUAAGAAAGUACUUGAUGUAUUAAUGUAAGCAAGUUACAGUAUGAUGAAAAAUAGAUUGUUUACUGCAUAUAUUGUACUAGCAAUAGAGUUUGGAAAUGAAGGAAGUGACCAAUCAGAACGCACUGAAACUUGACAAUGAAUGGACAAAUAUGUGUAAAACACAUAUAAUUCUGGCAAGAUUUAGUUUUUUACCAUGUUAUCGUAUAUUAGUGAGGUUUACGAAGUGGUAUUUAUUUAUUACAUGACACAGACACAUAAUUUAUGACACACUUUUAUAUGUUAAUUUUAUGGAUCUUAGACACUGUGGAAAUACAACAGCAAGAAUCACAAUCUAUGGAUGUUUUCAUAUUUAUUAUGAAAAUGACUACUAAUGAAAAUAUGAGAGAAAUAUUUAAUGUGCCAGAAAUUUCAAAUACGUUGUUGUAAUGACUGUGUUAUCAAGUCAUUUUUAUGAAUUGUUUGUAUGUAAUGUGUAUGUUUUAUUUAUUUAUUAUUAUUAUAGGCUAUUUAUUGAAAUCUUUGAUGUUCUGUAAAUGUGAAUUUAUGUGUGUUUUUUGGUUGUAACGUAUGAGAUAAAAUAAAUUAUUUUUUAAGAAAGAUCAACUGAUCCUCUUUCAAUGGAAAAAUAUGAAGGUCUUAAAUAAUGCCUAAAAUGUUUGUCCAGCAUUAUUAACUGACAAUACACACUGAUCAUAUACAAAACAUACAAAAUAUUUCAACAUACAACAUGCAUGAAUUAAAAUGAAAUGAGUAGACAGAAUAAUGUAAACAAUUCAAAACAUUUACAUCAAGGCAAAAUUUACAAAUGGCAAGUCGAUCUAAAUAAAAGAAUCUGGUAAGGUAAGAAAUGUACAUUUCUAAAAUCUUACUAUUUAACUGAUCUCACAUAGGUUAUAUAUAUUUUUGUGACAUUGCUGUCAGAUAUUAAAGUACAUUAGUUUACAAAUACGUUAGUUAUCCAAAAUAAAACAUUGAAUCUGGGAUUGAAUCUCAACAGCAUCAUGCUAGGCUAGUCAAAAAUGUAUACUUUCCUGACAUAUGUACAACCCUGACAUAAAUAAUACUGUAGGAUAACAGUACUCAAAUAAGUUAGGAUCACUUAUUAUUGACCUUUGGCAUACAGAAUGAAUGGCAAGUAAAAAAUGUACCUUUGCAUGUGAUUAAAUGAAUCUGGUCAUGUGUAAACGCAGACUGAAUCACAGGGAGGUGGAUGUUGUUUUGUGCUAAUUGCUUCUGUUUUAUGAAGAUUUGUUUUGGUGUUGUACCAUGUGUACAUUGUUACCAAAGGCAACUAAAGGUGGACACCAAUAACAAGAGGUUAAUUAUUAAAAAUCAUAUUCAAUACAAAAAUUAUAUUUGUUUGAAAAGUUAAAAUUGACUGCUUUACAAUAUAUGUGACACCACUUGUGAAUACUAAGCUGUGAUUUACUGUUUUCUACAUAAAAUCAUUCUACAUAAAUAAUAUUCUGUGAAAAUAUAACCUUGAUAUAGUUAAUAUUGACUGAGUAAGGUCAUGUCAAAGAUUGAAAUCAAUGUGAAAUGAAUAGCUGAAACCAAACUUUGAUUCUCAUUAUCUGAGAAUUUGAUUUUGAGACUUUAGUCUGGUUGAUAUACUGAUUACAAGCAGCAUUGGAAGUUUACUCAUUUUCCAGGCGGCUCUAUGUGUGAUGUCAGUUCUCUUCCAACGUGUUAAACACGUCACAAAACAAGUGUUUACACCCCAAAGCUAUUCACAUGUCAGCAUAGUAAAAUAUGUCCAGAAACCAAUAGUGUGAACAAGCACAGAUGCAAAUCCCUCUAAGUGUCCGACAUGUUUUAUCAGGUUCUUAUGUUUAGGUUGAGUAAUUUACAUUUAUUGGCAAUGAAAAAGUUAUUAGUCCGUAAUUGAAAUGCCUUAUUUUCACAAAUGUAACUUCAGACAAUUUAUUUUUAUUUAACACAUUUCACUGCAAAACCCAAGUACAUGCAAAAUGUUUCACUACAUAAAAGGUCACUCUCUGUCAAUAAUUUUGGUAAACCUCAUUCAUACCAUAAUCAUCGCAUUAAAAAAUCUGGAAUCUGAAAGUACAAAAAGUAUAUAAUAAUAAUAAUAUUGAGAAAGUCGCCUUUAAAGUGUCCAAAUGAAGUCCUUAGCAACGCAUAUUAUUGAUAAAUACAUGUUUUAUAUAUUUACGGUAGGAAAUUUACAAAAUAUCUUCUUGGAACAUUCCUUGCGGAUUCUUUUGCAUAAAAAAUAAUAAUUUUGACCCAUACAAUGUAUUGUUGGCUAUUGCUACAAAUAUUCCUGUGCGACUUAUGACUGGUUUUCUGGUCCAGGGUCACGAAUGGUGCUGUGUCCUUCCAUAGGAGCUAAUGAUUAUCUAAAAACAAUAUUGUAAAAAAGUUACUACCAUGCUCCUUACUUUACAAUACUGUUCCAGAUAAUCAUUAGCUUCUAUAAAGAAGGACAGAAAAACACUAAUUAUUGGUAUUUCCAAUCUAUUAAGGUACAAAAUAAUAUAAUGUGGCUGUGAUUGGCGUUUUUACAUUGUGAAAUAUAUUACAUAAAGUACCACUUACAAAUUAGGAUGUUAUUGUUUGGUAUAUUUAUUUUAAUUUAUAGCGCAGCACAAUAAACAUUGAAACUGAUGGGUCAGUUCUCAUCCACUGAUGACAUCAGCAAAUAUUUGCAUUAAUGUGGGUGGAGCUACAAAACCUUUUUACAAUGUAUGAAGCAAUGAUGUAAUCAGUGACCCCCUUACUAAUUAUCAUGGGAAGGUUUGGUAAAUAAUUCUCAAAAGCCGUUUUUAAACCAUUCCUAUGAUAUGACCUGCAAAUACACAAGUCAUUUAUGUGUGUUUUAAGUUAUACAAUGUGUGUGUUUAAACAUUUGAGACCAAAGAGCAAGAGCAAUUUAUCAUUUCUGAUUUGUUGGGAUUAGGUGUUCAAACUGUUAUUUCUGUAAUCUACAAUGUGUUUUAAAAGCAUAUAGAAUUGAUUUUCUUUAACAAGAAAGAUAAAAACACUUUACACAAAAGGACUUGACCACUGUAUGUUGUUAAACAAUCUAUCUAUCUGUCAUUACACUUCUGCUGCAUCUUUUCGUCCAUAUAAAAUAUCUCCCAUAUAGAAAUACAUGGUUUUGUCAAGUUAAAGUCUCUUGUUUUUCAAAUUUACCACUUGUGUGUUAAGAUCCAUUAAAUAAUUAAAGCUCUAUUAGUUAUACAGUAGCAAGUUUUUUAGGGUACUUUGUAUUUGGAGUGUGUCAAAGAGGUAAAUUGACGUUCAGUGUUUUAUUGUGAGCAUCAGAUUACUAUAAUUGUAUGGGUUAUCAUAAAGGUUUUUAAUGAGCGUCAUUACCUGUAUUAACCUUAACAAAUCAUUAUAUUUAUAGCAAUCUUCUUGAAUAGGAACAACAACACACCCUUUUCAUUAAACUUUUCUUUUAUAUUUUGUAUAUUGUCUGGUUGGGUGCUUGAAAGGUCCUUCACAUGAUGCCAUAGUAAACCAUUUUUGAUUCCACAAAGAAUCUUUCAAUCAUUUCUUUCCAACAUUUUAUAAUCAAUUGUGACAUUUUUAUAAUCUACCGUGAAGCAACUUAAACUCAAUUAUUCACUUCACUAAUGUUAAAUGUAAUCA